UCUUGUAGCUCCUUUGAGACUCACUGAAAGAAAAAAGUUGGCAGCAUGAGCUUUCGUAAAUGUCAGUCUACUUCCUCAGAUACAUUGCAUCCGAUGGUGUAAAGUGAGCCAGCCACUUCAAGCUGGCAGGACAGACCUCUGAACCUUCAAAACGGAUUAUGAAUGCUUCUGAGACCUGGCUAUUCAAUGGUUCCUCACUAGCAUCUCAGGUUCAUGCCGCUGCUGUUAACGGGCACAAGAGUGCUCUUCUAAAGCAAAUAGCAGGUGAUCCUGAUCUGAAAGACAAAGAGGACCAGUUUGGGAGAACUCCACUCAUGUACUGUGUCUUGGCAGAUAGGCUAGAGUGUGCUGAAGCUUUGUUGAAGACUGGCAUAGAUCUUAAUAAAGUUGACCAUACUGAACGGACAGCUCUUCAUCUUGCUGCUCAAAAGGGAAACUACCGCUUUAUGAAACUUUUACUUAGUCGCAGAGCAAACUGGAUGAAGAAGGAUUUGGAAGGAAUUACUCCGUUACAUUUAACGACCCGCCACAAGAGUCCAAAAUGCUUAGCUUUGCUGCUAAAAUACAUGGCACCAGGAGAAGUAGACACACAGGACAAGAACAAGCAAACCGCUCUUCACUGGAGUGCCUAUUACAAUAACCCAGAACACGUGAAACUUCUAAUUAGGCAUGAUUCGAAUAUUGGAAUCCCAGACAUAGAAGGAAAAAUUCCACUUCACUGGGCAGCUAACCACAAGGAUCCCAGUGCAGUCCAUACUGUCAAAUGCAUUUUGGAUGCUGCUCCAACUGAAUCUCUGCUGAACUGGCAAGAUUAUGAAGGCCGAACUCCCCUCCAUUUUGCAGUUGCUGAUGGGAAUGUGGCUGUUGUUGAUCUACUGACAUCCUAUGAAGGCUGCAAUGUUACCUCUUAUGAUAAUUUAUUUCGAACUCCUCUUCACUGGGCAGCUUUGUUGGGUCAUGCGCAGAUAGUUGACCUUCUUUUAGAAAGAAAUAAGAUUGGGACCAUCCCAUCAGACAGCCAAGGGGCAACACCUUUACACUAUGCAGCACAGAGCAAUUUUGCUGAAACAGUUAAAGCAUUUUUGAAACAUCCCUCUGUAAAAGAUGACUCAGACCUUGAAGGAAGAACAUCUUUUAUGUGGGCUGCUGGGAAAGGCAGUGAUGAUGUCAUCCAGACAAUGCUGAAUUUGAAAUUGGACAUUGAUAUCAACAUGGCUGAUAAAUAUGGUGGCACAGCAUUACAUGCUUCUGCCCUUUCUGGCCAUGUCAGCACUGUGCAAUUGCUGCUAAAACAUGAAGCCCAGAUAGAUGCUACUGACGUAAUGAAACACACUCCACUUUUCCGUGCCUGUGAGAUGGGACAUAAAGAAGUGAUACAGGCUCUCAUUAAAGGAGGAGCAAGAGUGGACUUGGUUGACCAAGACGGCCAUUCUCCAUUACACUGGGCAGCUCUGGGAGGAAACCCUGAUGUCUGUCAAAUUUUGAUAGAAAAUAAAAUCAAUCCCAAUGUGCAAGAUUAUGCUGGUAGAACUCCACUGCAGUGUGCUGCCUAUGGGGGCUACAUUAAUUGCAUGGUGGUGCUAUUGGAGAAUAAUGCAGAUCCAAAUAUUCAAGAUAAACAGGGAAGGACCGCACUACAUUGGUUAUGUAAUAAUGGCUAUCUUGAUGCUGUCAAGUUGCUGCUGGGGUUUGGUGCCUUUCCUAAUCACAUGGAGAACAACGAAGAAAGAUACACUCCACUUGAUUAUGCCUUGCUGGGAGGCCACCAUGAAGUAAUCCAGUUUAUGUUGGAACAUAAUGCAUUAUCCAUAGCUGCCAUUCAGGACAUUGCAGCCAUCAAAAUACAGACAGUCUAUAAAGGAUACAAAGUUAGAAAAACAUUCCAAGAUAGGAAAAAUCUUCUCAUGAAGCAUGAACAGCUGAGGAAAGAUGCUGCUGCCAAGAAACGUGAAGAAGAAAAUAGAAGGAAAGCCUCUGAGCUGCGGAAAGAAACAGAGGAUUCCAUGAGUGGCAAAGUCCAAGUACAGCAGGAGGAUCUUUCAGAGGGUUACAUGAGACUUCACGCUCCACAUAACCCUAUUCAGCAUAGCAACAUAAUACAAAACCAACCAGGAAAAAGUGGGAGAAGCUCAGCCACAAUCCUAUCUAAUAAAGUAACCACCAAGAAAAAUAGUCACUCCACUAAGCUGUUUGGAGAAGAUCACAAAAGACAAAUGGAGAAAACAAACAGCAAAUGCAAGUCUGCCUGUGUAUCUUCCCAUUCCAGUGAGGAAAAUGAUGGAUCUUGGCAUCAAGCGGAAGCAAAACACCAAACUACAUCUGCUACAUCAGAUAGUGAUAGUAAAAAAACCAAGGAACCUACUAUCAGAACAAAUAGCAGUUUUAUGCAUGCCAAAAAAAGGCAUAGUAACCUAAAGAAAGCUGCCAGCUGUGAGGAGAAAUCAGAAAAUCAAAGACAGUCAAUAACUAAUUAUUUAAAUAAUUGUGAAGAAACAGCAGCUUGUAUUCAGAGCAAUAACUACACUAAUGAGAGCACAAGGAAUCCAAGACAGUAUAAAACAGUACUUAAUGGGAACACACAACAUCUCAAAACAAGCAGAAGAGAGUUAAAUUGUGAGAGAUGGUCUCCAGCUAGUUACAGCAGACCAUGCCAUGCCAGAAGGGGAAGUGUGGACUGCAGAAGAGAUGCUCCCACUGCUGCUGCUGCACAAAAUAAUGUGAUAAAUAAGGUCUAUCCUUCGGUGGCCAGCAAUGCGAGGACUUCCAGGCUACUUUGUGGCAGUAUGGCUGUGGAUAGUGGCCGUGAAGACAGUGCAAAACUGAACAGCAAUGCUGCAGUGACACCCAGGAAUUCAGAGCUGUGCUUUGUUCAGCACAAGGGCACAAAUAUUGAAAACAUCCCAUUAGAAAUAUGUAAACAGGUAAUAGAGAAGGAAAGGGUGCGAAAAGAGCUCUUCCGGGAGAAGAACUGUGCUGCCAACGUAAUUCAAAAGGCUUGGAGAAGAUACCGGUUAAGAAAACAGUUUCUUCAGCUCUUUAAUGUUAAGCGGCAGAGCAAGGAAGAAGAAAACAAGUGGCGUCAAGAAACAGCAGCCUUUUGCAUUGAUGUCACUUGGAACAAGCAGUUGAGGCCUGCCCAUUUGAAAAUAGCUACUCCAGGCAAAAAUCUAAAGUCUGUAAACAAGAACACCUCGGAUGUAAAUUCUACAGAAAAGUCAUCUACCCUGAAGCAGAUAUAUGGGUGCUCUCAAGAGGGAAGAGUUCAUCAUCCAGUUUGGCCUCCUUCAUCAAAGUACAAAGUUUGUGAAUUACAGACGUUAUCAGCAAGUGGAUUGCAGUACCUUUGCCUGCUGGAGAACACAGGAAAAUCUAAACAAUUUUCAUACAAUAUGAAGCCUACUACAACAAUCAGAACAAAGCACAUAAGAUGCAGGAAUGAAAGUAAGACUGAGCUAUAGCAGAAGAACAUAUCAAUUAUACAAGAAAAAUUAAUAGUAUUUUUAUCAGUGUACUCACAUAAGUGGUCUUAAACAGUUCUAGGGCACUAUAACUCUCUUAUGCACUUGAAACAGUAUUGAAACUUAAUAAACUGUAUAAUAUUGGGAAAACUGUUUUAUUGUAAAUUACUAGAAUGUUCUUAUCUCUGUAUAAAUAAGUGUAAAGCUACACAUCAUGUUUCUUGAAUAACUUUUCUAUAUAUAAUUAAUUUGUGUAUGUUUCAAAAACUCAGUAAGACAGAGAGGCGGAGUAUAAGGACAGGUUGCAUACUUGUAACAGUAUUUCUUCGAGUGGUCAUCUGCGAAUGCACACAAAUGGGUUGUACUGUGCCUGCGCAGUGCUGCUCAGAAAAUGUCUGGAAUCAC
Sceloporus undulatus (fence lizard) is the source of this 3863-nucleotide messenger RNA. RefSeq names its product inversin (gene INVS). The transcript is spliced from 17 exons. Gene Ontology annotation, molecular function: protein binding. The record is from RefSeq and is a predicted model, not a curated record. Lineage: Eukaryota; Metazoa; Chordata; Lepidosauria; Squamata; Phrynosomatidae. Bases 159 to 3458 code for a protein of 1099 amino acids.